This is a messenger RNA of Pangasianodon hypophthalmus (striped catfish), 2444 nucleotides long. It is a transcript of the gene sfxn5b, whose product is annotated as sideroflexin 5b. The transcript has 14 exons. Bases 129 to 1106 code for a protein of 325 amino acids. The record is from RefSeq and is a predicted model, not a curated record. Gene Ontology annotation, cellular component: mitochondrial inner membrane. Gene Ontology annotation, molecular function: citrate transmembrane transporter activity; monoatomic ion transmembrane transporter activity. Lineage: Eukaryota; Metazoa; Chordata; Actinopteri; Siluriformes; Pangasiidae. Gene Ontology annotation, biological process: citrate transport; monoatomic ion transport; mitochondrial transmembrane transport.
GGAAACUACAUCUCCCAUGUAGCUUUGCGGUUGAUUGCUUCAUUACUUUCGUACUCCGAGUUGACUCUUGUUUAAAAAGCCGUCUCUGGAGCGUUGUUGUUACUUAGCGCUUGCUCUCGGCUGCAGGAAUGAGCGAGGCUGCAGUUUAUCCUGCGUUUCAGCUCGGACAGCCGCGGUAUGAUCAGAGCUCCUUCCUCGGCAGGUUCAGACACUUUGUAGACAUCAUCGACCCCAGAACUCUUUUUGUAUCAGAGGCUCACUUAAAGCAAUGUGUUGCUCUCCUGGAUGAUUUUAAACAUGGGACUCUUCCUCCUGGAACAACAGAUCAACAGCUCUGGGAGGCUCAGAAGGUGAAACAGGCUAUUAUUCACCCUGACACCGGGCAGAAGAUCUUUAUGCCUUUUCGCAUGUCAGGUUAUGUUCCAUUUGGAACACCUAUAGUGGUUGGCCUUCUCCUCCCAAACCAGACUCUGGCAUCCACUGUGUUCUGGCAGUGGUUAAACCAGAGCCAUAACGCUUGUGUAAACUACGCCAACCGCAAUGCCACAAAGCCCACGCCAACAUCCAGAUUUAUUCAGGGCUACCUGGGAGCUGUGACGAGUGCUGUCUCAAUUGCGGUGGGUCUGAAUGUGCUUAUAGAGAAAUCCAGGAAAUUUAACCCAGCCACCAGACUCAUCAUACAGAGAUUCAUUCCUUUCCCUGCUGUAGCUAGUGCAAAUGUGUGCAAUGUGGCUCUCAUGAGACACAACGAACUCUCAGAGGGAAUUGAUGUGCUAGACUCCAAUGGGAAUGUGGUGGGCUCUUCGCGGAUAGCAGCCAAACAUGCGCUGAUGGAGACAGCGUUUACACGAGUGGUCCUGCCGCUGCCUAUAUUUGUUCUCCCACCUAUCAUCAUGGCCUUUGUGGAGAAGCUGCCGCUGAUGCAGGCCCAUCGCCGGCUCAUGCUGCCUGUCCACAGCUUAGUGUGCCUGGCCGUGUUCGGUCUCUCUCUGCCUCUCGCCAUAAGCCUCUUCCCACAGAUGUCUCAAAUCGAGGCUUCUCACCUUGAGCCGGAAAUUGCCAUGGCAACCGAUUGCAAGGUGCUGACCUAUAACAAGGGACUGUGAAGAAAGCAAAGAGAGAGAGAUGCCAAAAGAUAGAGAGGAAAGGAAGCAGAAGACAAAUUAUUCUGUUUAAGCAGCUGUUCAUGGUCAUGUAACAAGGCAGGUGCAGUGGAGUUUGGAAAGGAUUACACUGUAGCAUAAGAGCAAUAAUUACAUCAUGUUAACUACAUCACCUUAACCUUCAAGCCAUUAAUCUGUAUUACAAUGAAUAAUAUAUAACAGUAUGUAGUUUACAGUAUGCAAAAGGUUUAGUAUUAUAAAGUGUCGCACAGUCUUUGCUGCAGUUUUGGUAAGGCCAAUUCACAAACUAAACAAUAUUCUGUUGUAAUUUAGCUGGCAAGCAUUUUUAUUACUUUAAGAUUAAUGGAAGAUUAAUUAUGGAAGAUUAAUGAAAGCAGUGGUGCACUGGUGCUUUCUGAAAGUAUGGAUACACCAAGAAACAGCUUUUAAUAUUAUUUUAUUCGGCAAUGUGUUCUGGAAGAAUAAUUAUGGAAGGUUAAUGGAAGCAGUGGUGCACUGGUGCUUUCUGAAAAUGUGAAUACACCAGGAAACAGUUUUUAAUCAUAUUUUUAAAUCGGCAAUGUGUUCUGUUAGCCUAGUUUGACAUCCUCAAAACACCAGAGACUCUGAGUGAGUUAUAUUAGACUGAUUCCUAACUAACAGUAUGUGUCAGUUAAAGAAGAGGUCUGACAGUUAACACUAAUCACAGUACUGAAAAUCAACACUUGUGUCACCCAGUCUUAACAAAAAUUGUACGUUGUGAGCUUCACGCAGCUGGAAUUCAUGGCCGGGCUUCUAUUCAGAAACAUUUUGUAUCAAAGGCCAAUGUGCAUAUGGAUAACUUGUGUUCUGCCACAGUACAGGUACAAUUAUUAAUGCAAACUCCAUACAAACAAGUUAAACCUGGGUCUCUGCAUGUUUUUAAGAUUUGAGACAACUGUGAAAUUUCUUCUAAUAUUAGUGUUUAAUUAUCUGAUGCUAUAAUAGCAACCUUUAAGAUGCACAAAGGCUUUCUAAUUAGUCGACAUUUAUGCAGUUUAGAAACUUCACUUAUUGUUAGGUUUUAAUGUCUCCUUUAUUCUUUUUUUUCGUUUUAUAUUCUUAUUAACUCAUUGUAGCUUUGUAACACUCACUACAACUUUGUAACUGACAGAGUAUUGCGUUGAUAUUUCUACUGGUGUCAAAAACAUUCCCUUUAUGAGAACUGUGAUUUGAGAAUGUGAGAUUUUCUUAUUGUGUUUUGUUUUUGUUUUUUGCACUUGCUGUAACACUUAUAAUCAGGUACUUUAAUAACAGAAUAUUGACAAAUAUAUUUAAGGGUCUGCAACCCUGUUGUUUUUA